Maudiozyma barnettii is the source of this 759-nucleotide messenger RNA. It is a transcript of the gene TPP1, whose product is annotated as polynucleotide 3'-phosphatase. Gene Ontology annotation, molecular function: polynucleotide 3'-phosphatase activity; ATP-dependent polydeoxyribonucleotide 5'-hydroxyl-kinase activity; double-stranded DNA binding. The coding region runs from base 1 to 759 and encodes 252 amino acids. The record is from RefSeq and is a predicted model, not a curated record. The transcript has a single exon. Gene Ontology annotation, biological process: DNA repair. Lineage: Eukaryota; Fungi; Ascomycota; Saccharomycetes; Saccharomycetales; Saccharomycetaceae.
AUGUCACACUAUCGUUAUAUUGCACCAGAAUUGAUUAAAUAUACCCCGAGGAAUGAUGAGAUUCCAGCAGAUAACGCCAAAGUUUAUGCAUUUGAUUUAGAUCAUACACUUAUUCAACCAAAAACUCCCAAGGCUAUAUUUUCAAGAGGCCCUGACGAUUGGAAAUUUAUGGAAUUUAGAGAAGGAGAACAGUCUUUAAAAACUCUCAUUAAUAUUUGUAAAUAUGACUCUAAGGCUCAUAUCGUAAUAUUUACAAAUCAAGGUGGUGUUAUUACAAUGCCGCCUACUUCUAAAAGUUGUAGUACAUUCACUUCAAAGAUAGGAAAUAUAUUCAAAUAUAUUUCGAAACAGGAAGAUGGGUAUUUGCUUCUUUCCAGACUCUGGUUAUAUUCUUCAACAAUGAAACCUGCCGCAUUAUUUCCUAAACAGAAGAAACAGGCUUCAAAGAAAUCCAUAACUAAACAGUCAACUCUACCAUUUCUCAAAAAGCCUAACGAGAGUAUGAAAGAAAUAGAUAGUUCACAUAAAUCUUUGGAAGAAUUAUUCAAUUCAAUGAGAAAACCAGAAGUAGGAAUGGGAGAACAAUUCAUUAAAGAUCUACAUAAAAGAAAUGACACUAUAACAAAACAAAAUAUGAAUUGGGUAUAUUACUGUGGUGAUGCAGCAGGGAGAUCAUCUGACUUCAGUGAUGCAGAUAAAAUGUUCGCCAAGAAUAUGGGCAUCGAUUUCAAAACUCCCGAGGAAGUAUUUAUCUCAUGA